AUGGCUUCCCACAAAGACACAGUCAUUGCAAAGUGGACCGACCAAUUGACCCAAUUGUUUUACAAUAAACGGACAAGACAGAAGUAUACUCUAGCUCGGUUCAAGAACAAGACUUUCAAACCGAAGGACGAAUACGGUAGUUUUAAGAAGCUUAUUAGCCAAUCGGGAUUUGGAUGGGAUAAUAUAAACAAAAAGGUUGUCGUGGAGAAUGACACUGUUUGGGGGUCUCAUAUCAAGGCUAAUCCGAAAUGGGCCAAAUUCAGGAAUGAAUGGCUUCCUUUGUAUCAUCAUCUUUGUAUUUUGUUUGAGGAUACAUAUGCUACUGGGGAGUAUACAACAGGAAAUGUGCAGGAGUUUGUGUCAUCAAAUGAUGGUGACAAUGGUGCUUUUGGUGAAAAUGACGGUGGUAAGGAAUUAGGAGGACGAGAUCCACAGGUUGGAGAGGGGUCGGGUAAUGAAUGCCAAACUGGAGAUGGGUUCGAUAAUGAACAGACAGCUACCCCAACUUGUGAGAAGCACAAGUUGGAUAGGACUCCAAAUUCCAAAAGGAGGAGAAAGAGCGUUGCAUACGAUUUUGCCAGCAUCUGCAAAGUCAUUCAAGAAGCCGUCAAAAUGAAGAUGAGUCAAUCAUCACAUACCUCUGUCACCUCACACGCUCCACAACCUGUAGACCCCUACUCCAUGGGAGCUAUGAUUACCAUCUUGAAAGGCAUGCCGGACAUGGACCCAAGCCUUUACACCAAAGCAAUGAACCAUGCUUACUUAAAUGCUGCUUGGAGAGAGGCUUUCGUCCUUACAGAACCCGGAUGGAGACUUGCACUUUUUAAUUCUAUUUAAGUAGAUAUUUGCAAACGCUAUGAAUUUAUAUAUGGCUUCAUUUCACUGAAGACCUAUGUAUUUGAUACACUUUGGCUUUGUUUUUAUUAUGCUACUAUGGUUAUGUCGUGACUUAUGUCGAUUACUUUGGAUUGCUAGUUAUCCGCCGAUUAUUAUUUAUAUUCCUUACUUAUCAGUAGAUA
Messenger RNA from Rhodamnia argentea, 1019 nucleotides. RefSeq lists its product as uncharacterized. The coding region runs from base 1 to 837 and encodes 278 amino acids. Lineage: Eukaryota; Viridiplantae; Streptophyta; Magnoliopsida; Myrtales; Myrtaceae. The transcript is spliced from 3 exons. The record is from RefSeq and is a predicted model, not a curated record.